Molecule: messenger RNA, 8044 nt
Organism: Rattus norvegicus (Norway rat)
Lineage: Eukaryota; Metazoa; Chordata; Mammalia; Rodentia; Muridae
Source: RefSeq, a predicted model, not a curated record
CCGCAGGGAUGUCCAGAUCCAGACUUCUGGUUCUCCCUGGCUGCUCCAGUUUGUUUGCUUUGGCUUCAGGAUGUGUAUAAGAGUCACGUGGACACCAGCCAGCAUCCAGGGAGCAGUCACAGCUGAACACCAGCUCCAGUCCAGUGAUAGAGCACGUGCUUAGCGUCUGUGGUGCCAGAACCUCAAACAAACAAGGAAGCCACACGAUCUUACCUUCCUGAAACCAGUUUCGCACUAGACCCAGCGCCUCGGCGAGGACUAGAGACACAGAAAGAGCUCGAAGGCCAUUCUUGUUAAAAUGAUGUUUAUUGAAUGCCUACCUGAGAUGAAAUGAAAGUGUGGAGAGAAAAGAAAAACAGAAGACGUGGAUACAACUUUAUAUUCAAGUAAACCAGCAAUGGAGAGACCUGGGAAGCUGAAGUAGAAACUCAAAGGAGUUUCACCCUUUACAGGAAGUGUCUCAUUGCACUGUCUUAGGGAGCAUAUUAGUCAGGAUGGUGGCAGGCUCUGCUGCAGUAAGAAAUGGCCCACCAAGUGUUUGUGGUCUGCAAAGCAUGUAUUUCUUUUUUCCAAAUAUUUUUAUGUUGGUCAGGCAGCUCUUCAGGCCCCUUCAGGUUCCAUGAUCAAAGAUGAGAGAUCUUGUAAGUCUAACUUUAAUGAGUGAGCAGCUUCCUGGUCACUGAUAAAGUGGGAGAGCUGUUCUCUCCACUUCUAAUACUGCGGCCCAGCAGUUGUGUGCUUUCUCUCAAAGUCUAUUAACUGAGUAGGCCGGCUCUACCCAACUGCAAGGGGGCUGGGACAGUCUGGGGGAACAAGAGGAUAGACAUUAAGUUCAGUUCUCCAUUCAAGACUGGAGAUGAGUAGAAGAGGCCAGAUGCUGCUGAUAAGUCAGAAGGGAGAGAUUCAAAAGGCGAGGGAGCCGCAGGGGAGAGAGGGGGCUCAAUUCAGGGAGAGAGAGGAAUAGCAAGCCCAAAACGUGGCUCUGGGAAAGGCAGAGGUGAAGUGUGUGGUUCAAAGUCACAAAUCAGCCAGGGCAGUCUUGAGGGACCUACCCCUGGCAGGGCUCCUAAAUGCAGAGAGAAUCUGUUGUGUAUUGUAUGGAUGCAUCACCUGUCUGUUUAAAAACCUAUGCCUAUUGGAAAGGGUAGAACAGACGGUGGGGCACCCAGAAGGCAGAGAGGAUUCUGGGAUAGAGCAGGUGUGGGAGACUCACCCAGGAAGAGGAGACAGAGGGAUGGGCCCUGAGCACAGGCACCCAGCCACGUGGCAGAAAGUAGCUCAGAAUAGAUGGGGUAUAUUAAGUUAUGACCUAGUCAGAGAAGAGCUUAGCUACAUGGCCAAGGUGUUUUUAAAAUCUGAUUUUUGAUUCUGAGUCUUACUUCAGGAAGCACAGGGCUGGGAGGAAGAACUAGACGUAGCUUCUACACCUGAAUACCACAUAAGGAGGUAAUGUGAAGACCAGAGUGACUGCUCCAGCCACACAGCCGGCAAAGCAGGGAUGGAAGGACAGGGGCUUCGUUCCUCAGUCCUCUCCCCGCCUGCCAUGUCACCAAACCGUCCUCUGUAGGGAGCAGCAGUGUUGCUGUGGCUUCAGCCAGGCAGCUGUGGUGUGAGUCCCCCCAGUCCUUCAGCUCCUCCUUCUUUGGAGCCCCCUGAACUACCCGCUUCCCUGCCCACCAGCAGCGCUCUUUGUUUGUUUUUAAUUUAAUUUUUAAAAUGCAUUAACUGUUUUAAAUUUUAAAAUAUGUAGCUGGGCGGUGGUGUUACAGGCCUUUAAUGCCAGUGCCUGGAAGGCAGAGGCAGGAAAAUCUCUGAGUUUGAAGUCAGCCUGGUCUACAGGAGAAUUCUCAGAUAGUCAGGCAUAAACAGGAACCCUGUCUUGAAAAAAUAUUCGAUCUGUAUGAGUGUGUGUGUGUGUGUGUGUGUGUGUGUGUGUGUGUGUAUGUUUGUAUGUGUAUGUGUGUGUAUGUUUGUGUGUGUAUGUUUGUGUGUGUGUUUGUGUGUGUAUGUUUGUGUGUGUGUGCAUGUGUGUAUAUGUUUGUGUGUGUAUGUUUAUGUGUGUAUGUGUAUGUAUGUUUGUGUGUGUAUGCUUGUGUGUAUGUUUGUGUGUGUUUAUCUGUGUGUAUGUUGGUGUGUGCAUAUGCUUGUGUGUGUAUGUUUUUGUGUGUGUGUAUGUGUGUUUAUCUGUGUGUAUGUUGGUGUGUGCAUAUGCUUGUGUGUGUAUGUUUUUGUGUGUGUGUAUGUGUGUGUAUCUGUGUGUGUGUGUAUAUAUCAUGUGCAUGCCUGGUUUGUCAGAUCUCCUGAAAGUGGAGUUAGAAGCAGUUGUGAGCCACCAUAUGUGGGUGCUAGGCACUCGACCAGAGUCCUUUGGAAGAGCAGCAAGUGCUCUUAACCAUGGAGGUAACUCUCCAGCUCUUCUAAUAUUCUUUGGAAAGCUCCAUCAAUGGCUGCCUCCCCUUCCUCCUGCCUGCUAAAUGGAGCUUUCCCCAGCUCUGGCAUCUGCUCCCUGUUCCUCGUUCAUAUUCUCUCUCUCUCUCUCUCUCUCUCUCUCUCUCUCUCUCUCUAAUCUAAAACGUGGCUAUGCUUUCUGUAUCCUGAUCACGAGUGUAUCUCUCAGGUCUGUUUCUGCUCAUGGCUUCCAAGAGCUUCCAGCCAGUGGUGAAAUGCCCAAGCUCUUCCACAGCUCCUGGGUCACAGUUCUGAUGGAUUAUGUGUUUGUGCUAAAAUACCCAGGAGGGUUUAUCUUGACCAUCCACUUGAUGUGAUUAAGAAUUACCUAAGAGAGGGUAGGUAGGUCUGCGAUGAUGUUUCCAGAGAAGACUCACUUGAGAUGUGUGGAAAAUCCUUCCUUCCCUGGGUAGGAUAGGCUCCCGGACUGACUAGGAGGAACAAAGCAAGCUGAGCUCCACGUCCUGUUUCCUGACAAGCUGCCUCCCGCUCUGAGAGCACACCUCCUGAUCACACGGCCUAGCCAGUCAAACGGAGAGCCAACAUUCUUCCUUAGUUGCUUUUUUCUGAUAUUUUGUUACAUCACUGAGAAAAGUAACCAAUAUCACAGUACAGCCAAAUCUGUUCAUUCUCUUUCCAUAAGUCUAUUCCCUAUGUUGGGGUCCAGGAGUCCCCUCACAAACCACAAGAACGCAAAUCUCAGACAGGGAUAGUUCAUUGAGCAUACACCCCAGGACUGAUCGAUCAGGGCCAGGCUCCAGGUUUGGGGACUGACUGAACUGUGACCCUGAGUUAAGGCAUUAUGACUUUUUUUAAAGCCUGAGACCUACAAAUACCUGUGCCAAGUUAUUCCACCAACUAGGGCCAGAUGAUUUCCUUAGGAACGUCUUUGUUGUACAUUUAUUCUGUCCCCAUUGGUUGGGGUAUUCAACUGCGGCAGGGGACUCGUCUUGCCUAACGCUCAUGUCUUAACUUGUCUACGAGGAUGGGACUUGUCUUGUAACAUUCAUGUCUUAACUUGCCAACCAGGACAUCAGUUGCCCAAGUACAUGCUUCCUUCUGCCAAGUAGGAUAUCAAAUCCUGGGGAGGUCUUGGGAACUUAAAUUUUAAUCCAUUACUAAUCAAAAAUAGAAGUCUUAUUCCAAACAGUGUCUUACAUUGGUGCACGUCUCUCUUAUGUUGGGUCCAUCCCAGGAACAGCUUAUAAAAGAAAAUACCACAGAAGCUUAUACGCAGGUGCAGGAAGUGCUGCCGGGUGGUUGGUUCGGGUCCAAGCCUAUUGUGGGUAACUAUAUAAAGCAGUUCUACUGACUUCCAUUGUGAUCGGUUUCCAAGGGCACAGAGUGUGGCAGAAUAUGCAAUCAACUUGGCAUUAGAAAGUUUCCUAGUGACAGCAGAAACACAAGGAAGUUUCUUUAUAAUGGCGUCCUAUGACAGUUACCUAGGCCGUAACACCCUGACCCCAUGGUCGCAAUGUCCUUCAUUCUUAGAACUGCCCCAACUCAGUAUCGGGGACCCUGUCUACUCAUGCAUGCAUCCAGGCAAUCCCUACUUCCAUUUCUUCCUACCGUGCUCUGCACCCUUCCUCUUUUCCCUUCUAUCCGUCUUGCUUAGAAUGUUGAGCUCUGGGGUUCCAUUCUGCUUCCCACUGAAUCCUCCUGGUUUCCCUUCCCACCCUCACCAUCUGGCUAACACUUCCUGAAGCUUGGCUUAUCCCUUCCCACCUUCAGUACUGAGCUCCUCUGGCUUAUCUGGAAGCUCACCCUCACCACCUUGUGUAGUUUAAGACAGGGUCUUCUACAUGUCGCAGGCUGACCUCGAACUCACAAACUUGUCUCAGCCUCUCCUGGGAUUACAGACAUGCCUCCCCAUGCCAAUUGCCUGCCAGCAUUAUACCUGGGGUCUGCAUGCGGUGGCCCUGCCAUUCUUACUGGCCUGGGUGCAUACUCUAGGAAAACUGGUUGGUUCUGGUUUUCCCAGCAUAUCUAGAGUUGCUUUUAGGCUGGUCCUUGCUCGUGCUCUUCCUCCUGAUAGCAUGUUUCUCCCAUCCCAGCUCCUGCUUCUCCAUUUUUCCUUCUAUUGAAUCCUAAUCAUCCAUUGAAUUUAAUAAUUAAUAAAUUCCAGCAGCAGGUUUGCUACUCACCUCAAUGCUUUACAUUUUGGAAAGACACACACACACACACAGACACACACACACACACCACACACACACACUCAUACACACAUACACACACAUACACACAUACACACACCACACACACACUCACACAUACAUGCACACACACCACACACACACAUACAUACACAAACACACAGACACAUACACACACAUAUAUACACACACACACUCACACAUACACACACACCACACACAUACACACACUCACACACAUACACAUAUACACACACAGUCACACACACACUCACACAUACACACACACCACACACAUACACACACUCACACACAUACACAUAUACACACACAGUCACACACACACUCACACAUACACACACACCACACACAUACACACACUCACACACAUACACAUAUACACACACAGUCACACAUACACAUAUACACACACAGUCACACAUACACAUACACACACACACUCACACAUACACACACACACCACACACAUACACAUAUACACACAGUCACACAUACACAUACACACACACCACAUACACACACACAUACACAUACACACACUCACACACACAUACACAUAUACACACACUCACACAUACACACAUACACACAUACACAAACACACACAGACACACACACAUACACAUACACACACAUCACACACUCACACACACAUACACAUACACACACAUCACACACUCACACACACACACCACACACACACACUCACACACACAUACAUAUACACAUACACACACACCACACAUACAUCACACACAUACACACUCACACAUACACAUACAUACACACAUACGUACAUACACACACACACUCACACAUACACACACCAUACAGACACACACCCCACACACACACAUACAGACACACACUCACACAUACACAUACAUACACACAUACGUACAUACACACACACACUCACACAUACACACACCAUACAGACACACACCCCACACACACACAUACAGACACACACUCACACAUACACAUACAUACACACAUACACACACACCACACACACACACACACACACACACACACACACAGCCUUUAUAUUUUAAUAUGCCUUAAGCAGCACAAUAGCUGUGCCACUGUCUAACCUUCACAAGGUUAAUCCACCUCCUGCCAAUAAUCCCAAGUUAUUACUUACUAAACUCUACAUUCUAUCUCGACUACCCUGGACCCAGUUGGGCAGCCCUCUUGGGCCACACUUCCCCGACUCCUUCUCUUGGCCUCUCUGUCCAGCACUCUUCUCAGACAUGGCUGAUCUCCUCUCCUCCACACUCUCCUCUUUCCUCACCACCACCCCCAUCCCAAGUCCAGGAACUGUCCUGCCUCAAUCUGCCCUUCCCAGCCAUUGACUCCUGGCACCUUUAUUUACCAAUCAGAGCCAACUGGGGGUGGGUUCCCAGAAGCGACCUGCAAACACUUAUGUAAGCAGUUUUGGGGACCCAAAUUAACAUUAGAAUACAAGUAACCUUAGGCCAAACCCACUACACCCAUCUUCCAAGGUUCUUUUUGGGGAGGGCCAAUUCUCCUGCCUCAGCCUCCCAAGAGUUGAGGUUGCAGAAUGGCUCUGUGAGAUCCGAAGUUACAUUUUAAGUUGUAAUCAUUGUGCCUAAGAGAGCCAUAAACAAAAAUGUCUGUAAUUUAUAAGCCUCUUGCCCAAGCACAGAUAUUUCCUGAAAAGCUGGAGGCUAAUGUUUGUGGAAAAUUUUAGUUGCAUGUUUUCACUUCUCUAAACAAAUGUUUAACCCAACUGUACCCAUCGUGUGCUUGAUCACAGGUAGUUAAAAGAUGUGUAGGCAAGAAAUAAGUCAGGAUAUAUACUUGCCCGAUUGGACCUGAUGGGAAAUAUGGUAGCCUUAUAGCCAUGCCUUUAUAGGUCUCUGCUAAAUGUCAUUGGUACCCAUUUUCUGGGAACCCUAGGAUGAUCCUGGCAGAAUGUAUUAUAGUGGCCAGUGUUAGCAUUCUGUCUAGGCUCCACCCCACAGUUACCUGGCAACAGCCAGGUAUGUAUAAGAGGGGCUGCUUUCCCCCUCCUCUCUCUCUUGCCUUCUUGUUCUCACUGUCCUCUCCCCCUCCCCAUCUCUCUCCACUUGCUCAUGGCUGGCCUCUACUCCUCUACUCUUACACACACUCUCUCUCUCUUUCUCUCUCUCUCUCUCCCUCAGGGGGAAGGGAUGUCUCAGCAUGGGCCCUGCAGAGGCACCCCCUUCCCCCACACCUAACUACACAUCCACCAAACCUAUUCCUUUUCUCCAUAACGUUUUAUAAAACACAGCAGUCAGUAUUUAAUUAAAGCUUGCCUCAAAUUUGGGUCAAAUUUAGUGGUAGUGGUCUCAUUCUUGAUCGGUUCAACACCACCACACAAGCUCUCCAAGCCUCUUUCCAGUGCCAUAUUCUCCACAGGGACUUGUCUGACUUUGUUACCAAGUGUUCUCAUAUCGUUUGCUACGGAAACGUUUUUCUUUGUAACUCACAGAACCACUUGCUUUUGCCACUAGCCACCGUCUCCUGUGUACCCAGAGGACUUCCGUUUGUGGGCCUCCCAGCCAAUGGCUCUCACGUCUUCAGAAAGUGAACUGCUCCUGUGUGUUUAAGGAAGCAGGUGCCUUCCGAGGCACGUGUGUCUUCAGUUACAAGAUUAAAUUUCUCACAAACUGGCUUAUUACCAAUCCAGACAGUGGCUGGACUUUUUGUUCUGUAAACAUUCUUGAAGCCUUGAUGCUGACGCCAUGACCUGUGUGAGGCCAGUCAGGCUGCUUGACUGCUUUAGGGGCUUCCCAGCCUGGUGGUUCCUCUGGAAUAUUCCAUCAGGUCUCAUUUCUAUGAAACCCACCUCACCCUGACCACACCGGAGAGGCCAGGCAAGUACUUAAGGGGGAAUUCAGUUCAGAGUGAGCUGAAUGAGACCCAAAGCAUCAAGAGAGCUACAGGGCAGAGAGUGGACUGCACUCAAUUACUUCAAAGCCACAAGACAUCUAUCUGGGAGCCGAAGGUACAGGUAAUUCUGGAGGCUGAAAGGCCAAGGGGGAAAUGAGAGCUACUUACUGGAGCAGCGCCCUCAGGGGAGCGAAGUGAAACCUUCUUCAACAGUGGCUAAAGCUGGCAUCACCUCUGUGCCCUACCUCCCGUGGGAGCAUCAGAACAAAAGCACUGUCAGAAACAAUACCUGCUGGCUGUGAAACACAGUAAAGUGGAGCCUGGGGGAUGGCUCAGGGGUUAAGAAUAUGUAUCGCUCUUCCAGAGGACCCAAGUUUGGUUCCCAGCAAUCACACCAGGCAGUUAGUUCCAGCUCCAGGGGAUUCCUCACCUCUAGUCUCUGAUGACGUCUGCCCUCCUAUGUACAUACCCAUACUCGCGAGCGCGCGCGCACACACACACAAAUUCAAAGUAAACAUUAAAAUUGUUUUUUGAUGUAA